Molecule: messenger RNA, 771 nt
Organism: Gastrolobium bilobum
Lineage: Eukaryota; Viridiplantae; Streptophyta; Magnoliopsida; Fabales; Fabaceae
Exons: 6
Coding region: 315-719 (134 amino acids)
Source: RefSeq, a predicted model, not a curated record
AAUCCCUCGUCAACCAAGUGCUCAUCCCCUGUGUGUACUGAUUUUGGUUCCAUAACACCGUUCCACAACCACCACAAACACUACAAUUUCAAGCAUUGUGCUGCAGUUGGUUGAAGCAUUGUGCUGCUCAUCAUACCGAUUUUGGUGUCCUACAUUUUUGUCCGAUUUCGAUGAAUUAUGUAAAAGAAGCUGCACAUGUCAACCCCGUUUUUGUAGCACAUGGCUGUCGCUGAUAAUACCAACCCAAAGGACAUUGUGCCUUCUUUAACUCAAAUGUAAAGAGGAAGACCACUUGGGAGAUUCAGAGUUGACUUAUGAUAAGAAAAUAUUUGCGUUAUGGGGUUACUAAACCAAUGGAAGACAUACAGAAUGAACUGGUAGAGGUGAACUUUUACAUCAAUAACCAUUUAUUUUGGGUUGGACAUGUUAUCCAUCAACCUGCAGGCACUUGGGGUUAUAUCUUUCAAAUAAUAUUCCAGUACUUGAUAACACAUUUCAACAACUUUCAACCUAUAUGUUUGGAACUUCCCCCACCGUGGAUAGUUUCAAAUUGGAAGAUGAUGCUCCUGAUGAAGAAGAAGAUGGUCAAAGACGGAGAAAAAAGCCAAGGAGGGUUCAAGUCAAGGAGAGCCUUGACCAGGGAGGAAUAUUUAAAGUUCUUCCACUUAAAAUCAUUAUUCAUGUGUAUGAAGAGGAGGAUUAUGUUCUUUAGUCUGUAAAACUUAUCAUUCUUAGGUUUGAGUAUUUGGUGAAGUUGAAUAUUGUAUGUGU